This is a messenger RNA of Dryobates pubescens (Downy woodpecker), 4414 nucleotides long. RefSeq names its product solute carrier family 12 member 5 (gene SLC12A5). Gene Ontology annotation, biological process: chloride ion homeostasis; chloride transmembrane transport; cell volume homeostasis. Bases 217 to 3552 code for a protein of 1111 amino acids. The record is from RefSeq and is a predicted model, not a curated record. NCBI's taxonomy places the organism in Eukaryota, Metazoa, Chordata, Aves, Piciformes, Picidae. Gene Ontology annotation, cellular component: membrane. Gene Ontology annotation, molecular function: potassium:chloride symporter activity. The transcript has 26 exons.
GCCGCGGCGGGGGCAAUGCCUCCCGCAUACGUGAUGAAGCGAGCGGCCGGGCUGCGCUCCGUCGGCAGCAGCGAGCCGUGAGCCCGGGCGCCUCCGCACUGCAGCCCCCUCCCACCGGCGCCGGGGGGCGGCGGGAGGCGGCGCGGGACGCGGCUGGCUGCGGAGCGGAGCGCGGAGCUCCCGGGCAGCGGCGUGCGGCCGCGGGCAGCCGGCGCCAUGCUGAACAACCUGGCCGACUGCGAGGACGGCGACGGCGGCGCCAGCCAAGGCGAUGGCAAUCCCAAGGAGAGCAGCCCCUUCAUCAACAGCACGGACCUGGAGAAGGGCAAGGAGUACGAUGGCAAAAACAUGGCCCUCUUCGAGGAGGAGAUGGACACCAGUCCCAUGGUCUCGUCCCUGCUGAGUGGGCUGGCCAACUACACCAACCUGCCACAGGGCAGCCGGGAGCAUGAGGAGGCUGAGAACAAUGAUGGGGGCAAGAAGAAGCCAGUGCAGGCCCCACGGAUGGGCACCUUCAUGGGUGUCUACCUGCCCUGCCUCCAGAACAUCUUCGGGGUCAUUCUCUUCCUGCGCCUCACCUGGGUGGUGGGAAUUGCUGGCAUCAUGGAGUCCUUCUGCAUGGUCUUCCUCUGCUGCUCCUGCACAAUGCUGACUGCCAUCUCCAUGAGCGCGAUUGCCACCAAUGGCGUGGUGCCAGCUGGUGGCUCCUACUACAUGAUCUCACGCUCCUUGGGACCUGAGUUUGGUGGGGCUGUGGGGCUCUGCUUCUACCUGGGCACCACCUUUGCCGGCGCCAUGUACAUCCUGGGCACCAUUGAAAUCUUGCUGGCCUACAUCUUCCCAGCCAUGGCCAUCUUCAAGGCAGAGGAUGCCAGCGGGGAGGCGGCUGCCAUGCUCAACAACAUGCGCGUGUAUGGCACCUGCGUGCUGACCUGCAUGGCCACCGUGGUGUUCGUGGGGGUCAAGUAUGUCAACAAGUUUGCCCUGGUCUUCCUGGGCUGUGUCAUCCUCUCCAUCCUUGCCAUCUAUGCCGGUGUCAUCAAGUCAGCCUUCGACCCUCCGAGCUUCCCGAUCUGCCUCCUGGGCAACAGGACCCUCUCACGCCAUGGCUUUGACCUCUGCACCAAGAUGGUGGUGGAAGGGAAUGAGACAGUGGGCUCCAAGCUCUGGGAGCUCUUCUGCACCUCCCGCUUCCUGAAUGCCACCUGUGAUGAGUACUUCACCAUGAACAACGUGACCGAGAUCGAGGGCAUCCCUGGUGCUGCCAGCGGCCUCAUCCAAGAGAACCUCUGGAGCUCGUACCUGACCAAAGGCGUGAUCGUGGAGAAGAGGGGGCUGCCCUCCGUGAGCCCCCCCGACGUGCCGGUGGACAUGGACCAGCCCUACGUCUUCAGCGACAUGACCUCCUACUUCACCCUGCUCGUUGGCAUCUACUUCCCCUCGGUCACAGGCAUCAUGGCUGGCUCCAACCGCUCUGGAGACCUGCGGGAUGCCCAGAAGUCUAUCCCCACAGGCACCAUCCUGGCCAUUGCCACCACCUCUGCCGUCUAUAUCAGCUCCGUGGUUCUCUUCGGGGCGUGCAUCGAGGGGGUUGUGCUGCGUGAUAAGUUUGGUGAAGCUGUCAACGGGAACCUGGUGGUUGGCACCCUGGCAUGGCCGUCCCCGUGGGUCAUUGUCAUCGGCUCCUUCUUCUCCACAUGUGGGGCUGGACUGCAGAGCCUCACUGGAGCCCCCCGCCUCCUGCAGGCCAUCUCCAGGGAUGGGAUCGUGCCUUUCCUCAGGGUUUUUGGGCAUGGCAAAGCCAAUGGAGAGCCAACGUGGGCCCUGCUGCUCACAGCCUGCAUCUGCGAGAUCGGGAUCCUGAUCGCCUCCCUGGACGAGGUGGCUCCCAUCCUCUCCAUGUUCUUCCUCAUGUGCUACAUGUUCGUCAACCUGGCGUGCGCCGUGCAGACGCUGCUGCGCACGCCCAACUGGCGCCCACGCUUCCGCUACUACCACUGGACCCUGUCCUUCCUGGGCAUGAGCCUCUGCCUGGCGCUGAUGUUCAUCUGCUCCUGGUACUACGCGCUGGUGGCCAUGCUGAUCGCUGGCCUCAUCUACAAAUACAUUGAGUACCGUGGGGCAGAGAAGGAGUGGGGUGAUGGCAUCCGUGGGCUGUCCCUGAGCGCUGCCCGCUAUGCCCUGCUGCGGCUGGAGGAGGGACCUCCCCACACCAAGAACUGGAGGCCACAGCUGCUGGUGCUGGUCCGUGGGGAUCAGGAGCAGAACGUGGUGCACCCGCAGCUCCUGUCCUUCACAUCGCAGCUCAAGGCUGGCAAGGGACUCACCAUUGUGGCCUCUGUGCUGGAAGGGACCUUCCUGGACAACCACCCACAGGCACAGAGAGCGGAGGAGUCCAUCCGGCGCUUGAUGGAAGCGGAGAAGGUGAAGGGCUUCUGCCAGGUGGUCAUCUCCUCCAACCUGCGUGACGGCAUGUCCCACCUCAUCCAGUCCAGCGGGCUGGGCGGGCUGCAGCACAACACCGUGCUGGUGGGCUGGCCCCGCAGCUGGCGCCAGAAGGAGGACCACCAGACCUGGAGGAACUUCAUCGAGCUGGUGCGAGAGACCACAGCCGGGCACCUGGCCUUGCUGGUGGCCAAGAAUGUCGCCAUGUUCCCGGGCAACCAGGAGCGGUUCUCAGAGGGCCACAUCGAUGUCUGGUGGAUCGUCCACGACGGGGGGAUGCUGAUGCUGCUGCCCUUCCUCCUGCGGCACCACAAGGUCUGGCGCAAGUGCAAGAUGCGGAUCUUCACGGUGGCACAGAUGGACGACAACAGCAUCCAGAUGAAGAAGGACCUGACCACGUUCCUCUACCACCUGCGCAUCACCGCAGAGGUGGAGGUGGUGGAGAUGCACGAGAGCGACAUCUCCGCCUACACCUACGAGAAGACGCUGGUGAUGGAGCAGCGCUCGCAGAUCCUCAAGCAAAUGCACCUCACCAAGAACGAGAGGGAGCGGGAGAUCCAGAGCAUCACGGAUGAGUCCCGCGGCUCCAUCCGGCGCAAGAACCCGGCCAACACGCGCCUGCGCCUGAAUGUCCCUGAGGAGCAGGUGGGAGACGGCGAAGAGAAGCCGGAGGAGGAGGUUCAGCUCAUCCACGACAAAAACGCCACCACCUUCUCCAGCAGCUCUCAGUCUCCUGGUGAUGAGGUGGAGACAGCCCCUGAGAAGGUCCAUCUCACCUGGACCAAGGAGAAGUCUGUUGCAGAGAAGAACAAGAGCAAGAGCCCUGUCAGCCCUGAGGGCAUCAAGGACUUCUUCAACAUGAAGCCGGAGUGGGAGAACCUGAACCAGUCCAACGUGCGGAGGAUGCACACGGCCGUGAAGCUCAAUGAAGUGAUUGUGAAGAAGUCCCAGGAUGCCAAGCUGGUCCUGCUGAACAUGCCAGGGCCUCCCCGCAACCGGAAAGGGGAUGAGAACUACAUGGAGUUCCUGGAGGUACUGACAGAGCACCUGGACCGAGUGCUCCUGGUGCGUGGUGGGGGCCGGGAGGUCAUCACCAUCUACUCCUGAAACUCGGCGUGCAAGAGAGGUUUGUGUGCACGCUGAGCGCCCCCACCCCGUGCACCGCGGCUGGAGGGAGGAGGGAACGCCGGGCGGCAGCCGGUGCGCAGAAACUUCACCUGGCUUCGGCCGUGCCCCUGACCUCUCCAUGCGAACUGCAGCACCUGAUCUUCCGGGAGCAUCCAGCACCAGAGCAGCUGUUCCUCAUUGCAACAUCACAGCACUGCUGUCCUUGUUUGUACAUAAAUACAGACAGAGUACCGCGGACUGCGCGCCAGCGCCGCCACCGCCGCCCGGCCCCAGCACCGCCGCCCGCGGGCCCUGGCCAGGCAGGACGUGGCUGUGCUGAGAUGGGCACCGGGCCCUGCCGUGCCGCUGCCCCUGCGCGGAGCUUGGCUGGACGUGCCUGUGCCCUGCCUCUCCGCUGAGGCGCAGGGAGAAGAGAGAGGCCACCAGCACGACUUUCCUCGCCGGACGCUCCUCUCCCCACCCCUGGCAGUGCCCAGGGCUGCCUCCCGUGGCACUGACCCCUGGCUGCCCCUCGCCACGGUGGACCUGGACAUCCACACCACGCUGCUGACUCAGUGCUGCCCGUCUCUGGAGGCCACAGGCCGAGCUGUCGGAGAUGCAGAAUGCUGGUUUGGAGGGGGCAGAGGGUGGGGGGGCAGCCAUAGCAGAGAUCCCAUGACAGCACGAGGCCUGGCCUGGGGUGGGUGGGUGCUCCUUGUCCCUCUUCCCACUGACUUCAGGCUUGCUUUUCCCUGGUGCUCUCCUGGUGCUUGUGCCCUGGUUGUGGCUUGGAGCAGCAGUGCCAAGCAGAGGCCCCACCGUGGCCACACUGCGGCCAGCUGGAGCUGCCUGAGUGUCAUUG